UAAUGACCGCUCCCUGCGUGUAGCGGGUUAUUUAAAUAAGGCGGUAAUGGGUGGAUCAUGAAAGCCUGCCAAAGAGAUUAUUAUUACGAUGGUGAUACAAGAGACUGCCGCAGCUGUGCUCAUCUCUGCCACCAGGCUGAGGUCCAAGGGAGGUUGAAGAAGUGUCAAGAUUUAUGUCCCGUUGAGGAUGCAAACGAGAAAGCAGUCACUGUUACUGAGAACUUGAAGUCUUCGUCUGCCACGUUGGUGAGUCCAGAUGGGAUAACGGUGCAAGAUGCUUCUCCUCAUGCUGUUGCCAUCGUCUGUUUGAUGUCAUUUUUCCUGGCCGUAAUACUAUUGGUAGCUGUUGUUGCCUUCUGGAGAUGGAAACAGAGACAAACACCCCGAGGACCAGUCAGAUAUGACAACAGAGACAUACAAACGACCGAAGAUGACACAGAAGAGACCUUAAUGGGAGAGCAAACAUCCAGUGUUUAAACACUGAGACUCACCUUUCAAUAUUGGCUAUCGAUGUAUCUCCAUCUUCCAUAAACCGAUGUUUGCUGCAAUCUACACAACUGUUGUCAAUGUCUAUGUCUAACAUUUAAUCAUCUCAUCAUUCCAAGCAAUGGCAAUCACAUCUGCAUGUUUGACAUGUACAUACUGCCAUAAUUAUUCAUCAACAUAUAUAUUCUCAUGUCCAUCUUCAGUAUGUGUUAUUAUAUCAUAAACAUUCAAUACCAUGUUGUCAUUCAAAUCCCAUAUUCACUGAUAUAUCCAAAAUGAGAUACUGCCAUUAACAACGAUAUUUCAUCAUGUAUUGUUUUUCUCAUACGUGCAACUGUAAUUAAAAUUCAAGUGGAAUUUCAGUAUUUUCUCGUUUAGCAGACAAACCCGAUACAAGGUACUGAUACUGACACAUGCUCAAACGAAUUGUUGUGUUUUCUAUGCAUACUGAUAAAACCCGGCCUGCCAUUGUGUGUUCGAAGAUGGCAGGAGAAAUGCCCAAGGGUUUUAUAACGUUCUUUUGGAAAUGUUUAUUCAGGUACAAUGUUGUCAGCUAGUAUGCAAAAGUGAAAUAGUGAGGUCUUUGAAUAUCUGGUUCAAUUCAGCAAUCCUUACUUUUAGGCAUGAAAUGUUAGAGUCAAAAUUGGUUUGGGUGCGUGAAUUGUACGGUUGAAUGAUAUUGUGUUAAUCUAAACAAAAAUACUUUCGUAAAAUUUCUCAAAUGAAAAAACAGUAACUGUUGGAUGGGAACUUUCACGAGAGAGCAACCAUAACGAAAAUCAUGAAUCUAGCCUUAUAUAACACGGAUUUUGUAUUUCACUCUCCAGGAGUCUUCCCACCUUAUAGGCAUGACACACCACACUAACACAUUCGUGUGUAGUUAAAGAUACUGCCAUUCUAGUUUGUGCAGCUGCAGUAACCGUAGUACAUUUUCAGUGAUUUGUGUACAUUUGUAAAUUUAGUGAAUUUUAGAAUACAAUUGUUAAUUAUA
Molecule: messenger RNA, 1477 nt
Organism: Haliotis rubra (blacklip abalone)
Lineage: Eukaryota; Metazoa; Mollusca; Gastropoda; Lepetellida; Haliotidae
Exons: 5
Coding region: 58-477 (139 amino acids)
Source: RefSeq, a predicted model, not a curated record